ACGGGCACAGGAGUGUGUGAGACAGCCAUGGAGAGGUGGAGAACCGACUGUUUUCUUUGUUAUUUUUAAACUCCGAGAUCCGCAUCGAUGACACGAUUCACAUCUAGCCGCGUACAACGCUAUUCCCGAUGCGCUCGAAAACGGAAAGUAGGUUCUCACAGGAGGGAUUCUUUUGCUGUGGCAUUAAUAGAAGUGUGGAUAUAAACUUUCUGCCUUGUGGGCUGUACUGGGACGGGGUGCAUGGACGCUGUGAUCAUGAGUGUAAAAGAGAAGGGAUGCUAUCUGACACACCUGGGUGGCAACUUCACUGAGGAUGCCCCCAGACCUCCAGUCCCUGGAGAAGAGGGCGAUCUGGUGUCCAGUGAUGGACGGCAUUAUGGCCACAGUUUUUACUCCUCCAAGAACGAGGCCUCCAUAGCUACGCCCAGAAGACCUGACCUGGAUUUGGGCUAUGAGCCUGAGGGUAGUGCUUCCCCAACGCCACCCUACCUGAAGUGGGCAGAGUCUUUACACUCUCUCCUUGAUGAUCAAGAUGGCAUUCUCUUGUUCAGGACUUUCCUCAAACAGGAGGACUGUGCCGACUUGCUGGACUUCUGGUUUGCCUGCAGUGGCUUCCGGAAGCAGGAGACCAACGAAGGCACUGAGAAGAUGCUGAAACUAGCAAAAGCCAUUUACAAAAAGUAUAUCUUGGAUAACAAUGGAAUUGUCUCCAGACAGAUCAAACCAGCCACAAAAAGCUUCAUCAAGGACUGUGUGAUGAAGCUUCAUAUUGACCCUGCCAUGUUUGACCAAGCUCAAACUGAGAUUCAGACUAUGAUGGAGGAGAACACCUACCCUUUGUUUUUGAAAUCUGACAUAUAUUUGGAAUACACCAGGACAGGUGGGGAGAGUCCCAAACUGUUCAGUGACCAGAGCUCAAUGUCAGGGAAUGGCAAGAUCUUGCCAGGGUACUUACCAACUCUGAAUGAAGACGAGGAGUGGAGGUGUGACCAGGAACAGGAGCAGCACCCAGAAAGUGACCCCACCCAUAGCAACAGGCUGACCCAGAAGCUGCUCAUGGAAACUGUGCCUCAGCGGGUGGCCAGCAGUAAAAGAUAUCAGGACAACCGUGAGUACAGACAUUCAUCAUGGAGGGAGCCUGUCAAUCCAUACUACGUGAACAGCGGCUACGCGCUGGCUCCCGCUACCAGCGCCAACGAUAGCGAGCAACAGAGCAUGUCCAGUGAUGCAGACACUCUCUCCCUCACCGACAGCAGUGUAGAUGGAGUCCCACCAUAUAGAUAUCGUAAACCACAUCGACGUGAGAUACACGAAAGUGCCAAAGUUAAUGGGCGAGUGCCACUACCUCAUAUUCCUCGCACAAACCGGAUACCAAAGGAUAUUCACGUUGAGCCUGAGAAGUUUGCAGCGGAGCUAAUCAGCAGGCUCGAGGGGGUGCUGAGGGAACGCGAGGCACAAGAAAAACUGGAGGAGAGGCUCAAGAGGGUUAGAUUGGAAGAGGAAGGCGAUGAUGCGGACAUCUCCACUGCCCCCUCUCUGGUCAGUCACCGAAUGCCUCUGGCUGGCCAUGUUCAGCAUUAUGGCGGUCGCUACUCUGAAAUGAGCUACAAUGGGCUGCAGCUACGGGACGCACACGAGGAGAACCCUGAGAGCAUCCUGGAUGAGCAUGUACAACGUGUUAUGAAAACCCCUGGCUGUCAAUCUCCCGGCACAGGCCGCCACUCUCCGAAAUCACGCUCGCCAGAUGGGCUUCCCGCGGGCAAGAUGUCUGGGCUGGUGAUGCCGCUAUCUGGUGGACAAAGCAAGCACCAGGUUCGGCUGGGGCCAAAGGGCGAGGCAGCACACAUGCACCAUCACAAACAUGUUCACCAUACACACUAUGCGACUGGGGGAAAGCCCAAAGAGCAAAUGGAGGCGGAAGCCGUAAGGAUGCACGGCGGCUUCGCCUUGAACAUGGAGCAACACCACUAUGGAUCCAAGCCCCGCAACUACGCAGACGGAAUGAGCAUCGGUCCCAUCACCACAGACCCCAUGGGUUACGGCAGUAAAGGCAGCACGCUGUCAAAGCGACCUGCCAGAAAAGGAGAUGAUGCACGAAACUAUGAGCUACGAGAGCCCUUGCCACCUGAUGAUAUGGAGAGGAACCAGAAGAUUUUGCAGUGGAUGAUGGAGGGAGAGAAGGAGACUGGACGCUCCAAGAGAAGUCCUUAUGGAAGCAUCUCAGGCUCCAAGAAGGCGCAAGGUCACGAAGUCACGAGGCCCAGUUCGGUGGAAAGGCCUGGGGCAGUUCACCCUUGGGUUACCGCUCAACUCCGCAACAAUGUGCAGCCCUCCCAUCCCUUUAUCCAGGAUCCAACCAUGCCCCCCAACCCGGCCCCCAACCCUCUCACACAACUGGAGGAGGCGCGAAGGCGGCUUGAAGAGGAGAGGAAGAAGUCUGGAACUUUGCAGGCCAAGCAAAGGUAUGUGAUGGAGGUAAUCCAGAGGGGUCGCGCCGCUGUCAGGCCCACACUGUUUCCCCCGCUCAGUGUGGUGCCCGCCGUCUCCGACACGGAGCUGUCAGAGCACAAGAAUAUGAAGAAGCAGCCCUGUGAGAACAUCACUGUGGCCUAUUACUUCUGCGGAGAGCCCAUCCCAUACAGGACGUCCGUCAAAGGGAGGAUUGUCACGCUAGGACAGUUCAAAGAGCUGCUAACCAAGAAAGGGAGCUACAGGUAUUAUUUCAAGAAAGUGAGCGACGAGUUUGACUGCGGAGUGGUGUUCGAGGAGGUUCGCGAGGAUGAUGCCAUCCUGCCCAUCUUCGAGGAGAAGAUCAUAGGAAAAGUCGAGAAGAUUGACUGAGACUGUGGGGAUGGAUACAAGAAUGGGGUGAAAGGAGGUGCACUGGGAGACGUGGUUUGCAGAGGAGCUGCAGGAUGUGGAUAAUGGGAGGGUGUGAUGUGCAGGUGUUCAAAGUGGUACAGGGUAUGUGGCUGUGCAGGAGAAAGAGGUCCAGAAAAGAGAAGGCUGUGGCAAGUACACUAUUUACUCUUGAGGCUUCUACCUCUGCACAACGGCUUUUAAAGUCAAACAGCUGCUCAGUGCUGAAGAUCACUGCAUUGUGCAGAAUCCACAGAACCCUUGGACUCACCGAGAAAUAAAGCGUGAGGUGGUGUUCUCUCACUUUUGGUAUAGUUCUAGCUCUGAAAAUGUAAUGUAGCAAUGUAAAGUUAGACUAUAAAAAGUACUAUGAAUAUGUUUACUAAAGCUGCAUAUUUUUGAUAUGAUGUAUCAGAAGGAACGUAUCCUUUCUAAUUUAACAACUCUUGUAAUUUUAUAUGUACUGGUACCAGAUGUGUACAGACUGUCUGUUUAAAAGCAAAAAGAUAAAGUUUUAUAUCUAUUUAAAUAUUUAAAAAUAGGGCGAAAAAAAGAGAAAUCGGUUCACCCAUAUCACAGCUGCAACAUUGACCUAACUUGAGAAGGUUUUCAUUUUCACAAGGCUCUGGUUGUAAGAAGCAGAAACCAUAGCCCACGUUUUACAGAGUGCUUAUAACUCUUAUAAACAGUUUUUAUUUUAUCAGUUCUACUUGUAGAGGGGAGUCAGCCAUGGCUGCACUUUUCACAGCAUUAUGCAUUGAUGUCAAAGGAGAUGGAGAAUAGCUUUGAUCAGAGGUCCUAUACAGCGAUGCCUUCACAUUGUGGAUAGAUGUAUGAUUGCUCUGUGCUUUUGAAUGCAACAAAAUCCAGUGUCUUGGGUCUUCUCAUUUAGUCAGCGAUGCCAUGACAUGCAUAAUAAUCCCUCCCAUCUUCACACACACUGCAUGACUAAAGGGCCCACACAGGUAAAAUGGACAAAGGACAAACACAAAGGGCAGACAUCUUGGCAGAACUAUGGGUUUGUCGUUUAUAUCCAAAAUCGACAGAGCCCCUUGAGAACAGGGAGGGAAUUUAUUUUCUAAAAUAGUUUUGGGUUCCCUCGCAAUUAUAUUCCUUUGAAAUGCCUUUAUCCAUCCCCUUAUGAAAAGUAAACAAGGUUUAACUACAGUGGCCAAAGUUGAACUAUGUUUUUUAUAGUAAAACCAUAGUAGCCACAAUAUUUACUAUGGAAACCAUAUUUUAACCAUGAUUUUCUGUAGUAUUAAUACAGGAAAUCCAAAACUAGGGUAAUCAUAAUCAUUCUGCCAAAAAACACUGUUCAUUUUACUAUAGUAACACCAUGGUUAAUUUGUACUACAUGUACCAUGGUUGAUAAAACCAUUUGUUUCUAUAGUAAAACCAUGGUUAAUUUAUGUAAGGUGUGGAUAAAGGUGUUACGAGGGAACCCAAAAUAAUUGCGAGAGAAUGCACAAUGUAUUAACAGAAAAAACACAAAAUAUUGUUAGAGAAUGCAAAACUAUUUCAGAAAGUAAAUUCCCUCCAUGUCCUCUAAGGGGCUCCAUAAAAUCUGAAACGGGGAAUUGCAGGAAGGGUUAUCUCCCACUUUCCAGGUGUUUGCAUACGUUUAACCCCUGUGUUUAAGAGGUGUUCCACAGCAGUAGAGGGGGGCUACAUUCUGGUUGUAUGAAUGCACAUGCAUGUGAUCCUGGGGUCCAUUGUGUACCGAGUGCCAUUGGACAAUAUAACGAUCAUGUUUACACUUACCUUAAUGUAUUACAGAGAAGAAACAAAUAGAGAAUUGUAGCUUUUUAGCUUAACACAGCUAAAUUUGGUGCCUGGCAAGAAUGAAUUGUUUUAAAAAUGUAGUUUUAGCCUAAUGUGGUCUGCCUUGAUGAGCUCAUGAAACACCAAAGAGAUCAACAUAUUAAAGGAGUUAAAUAAAGUCCAAUUGAUUUGUUUGUUUUUAGCAACAAAUGUGAAGCUGGUGAAAUAACAAAAGCUGGUGCUGAUCUUCAAAGCGUACUAACUGUUAGGAUGUGGCUGGCAAGACAGAACCAGACGUGGUGCUGUUAUAAUGUUAGAAUGCUUAUUGUUGUACUUGCAUCCCAUCUUCCCCAGUGUUAAUGUUAGUGCUUAUUCUAAAUUCCCAGCAUAAAUUGAUUUAAGCAUUUUUUUUCUUCCCUAUUUCAAUUGGAAUGAUUUUAAUUCUCUAUCAUAUUAAACAAUAUGGGUACUUAAUAUGGAACAUUUCUCAUGUUUGUUUUAAAUCAGUUUAAUUAUGGCAUAAUUGUCGCAGUUCUUUUUUCAAUGGAGAUGUAAAAAGUUAACUACUGUGAAAAGCCUGGAUGUGAGCUCCACUCACUGAAUGAUGGAUUAUCUGUACAUAGACAUCACAGAGUGCCUUUUCUGAUCCACUAUCUGCUCCCCUCACUCCAUGUGUCCAGUACCAGGGACCUGCAUUAUGUUUUUAAGUUUAAGUUUUUUUUUAUUUUAUUUUUUUACGUUAGUUUUCAAUACGAAGCGCAUCACCACACUAUAAGUCUUUCUUUGUAAAUAUGUACAUUUUUAAGUGUCUUCAACUACAACCAGCAACCCAAUUUGGAUAUUUAGUGCCCUGGUUCUGCUUAAGUGUGCCGAGUUGUACAAUUAUCAUUUUAUGGUACUUUGGACAAUAAAGACUUGUAAUAA
Xyrauchen texanus (razorback sucker) is the source of this 5547-nucleotide messenger RNA. It is a transcript of the gene axin1, whose product is annotated as axin 1. Gene Ontology annotation, biological process: negative regulation of canonical Wnt signaling pathway. NCBI's taxonomy places the organism in Eukaryota, Metazoa, Chordata, Actinopteri, Cypriniformes, Catostomidae. The record is from RefSeq and is a predicted model, not a curated record. The transcript has 11 exons. Bases 241 to 2841 code for a protein of 866 amino acids.